AAAAAAAAAAAAAAAAAAAAGGACAAAUGGUUUCUUUAUCAUGCCUUGAAUAAAUAAAUAUUCUUAUUAUCAUGAACCACAUCAUUGUUUCAAGCUGACUUCACAUCAUUGAUCUUUUAUCUCCAGGCAUUCCACAGAUCGUGAAGUUGCAGUUAUGAUGCUUAUGGCUUAUUUGUCAUAUAUGAUAGCAGAGCUGUUAUCCCUUAGUGGGAUUUUGACAAUUUUCUUUUGUGGCAUUGUCAUGUCACACUAUACAUGGCACAAUGUUACUGAAAGCUCGAGGGUAACAACCAAGCAUGCAUUUGCAACUAUUUCAUUUAUUGCAGAAACUUUUAUAUUCCUGUAUGUUGGUAUGGAUGCCUUAGAUAUCGACAAGUGGAAAGCAAGCCAGACAAGUGUAGGAACUUCAGUUGCUAUCAGUUUGACGCUACUUGCUUUAGUGCUGGUUGGAAGAGCUGCAUUUGUGUUUCUUCUUGCAAACAUUGCUAAUCACUUUAAAAAGAGAGAGAGUGCAAAGGUUACACUGCAUCAACAAUUCAUAAUUUGGUGGGCUGGCCUAAUGAGAGGUGCAGUUACUAUUGCUUUAUCAUAUAAUCAGUUUACAGGAUCUGGCUCAACAUCAACAACCACAGAAGACCGGGCACGCAUGAUCACUUCCACUGUAAUCAUUGUCCUCUUCAGUACAGUGGUCUUUGGAUCGAUAACAAAGCCUCUGAUUGAUGCUUUGCAAAAGCCAUCAAAUGUGAAUGCAGCUGAACUCCCGAGCUUUGAAGAACUUCAUAUCCCACUUCUUGAAGAUGGAGGGCCAAGUGAUGAGGGUGUCCAACAAACAAUCCCCAGGAGAGGUAGUCUAAGCUUGCUAAUAAGCCACCCCACAUCAACUGUUCACUUCUUCUGGAGGAAAUUUGAUGACAGAUUCAUGAGGCCAGUGUUUGGAGGCCGGGGUUUUGUACCAUUUGUUCCUGGUUCACCAACUGGUGAAGAAGUAGAACCUUCUCAAACUUGAAGGCUUAGCUGUUUACUUGUGUCUUGUAGCAUAUAAUCGAACUUUUUCACCAUUUCUUCAUUUGAGUUGGUUAGGAUAAGUUCACAUUCCUAUGGUCUGUUUCAUAUUAAAUAAAUCUGAGUCCUAUUUUCGUAGGAAUCAUUGGCAGGUCUUGUAGUUCAUUUAAAAAAUAAAUGAAUUUGCUUUUUUCAUUAA
Messenger RNA from Macadamia integrifolia, 1201 nucleotides. RefSeq names its product sodium/hydrogen exchanger 1-like. NCBI's taxonomy places the organism in Eukaryota, Viridiplantae, Streptophyta, Magnoliopsida, Proteales, Proteaceae. Gene Ontology annotation, cellular component: membrane. Gene Ontology annotation, molecular function: sodium:proton antiporter activity. The coding region runs from base 155 to 1006 and encodes 283 amino acids. The transcript has 7 exons. Gene Ontology annotation, biological process: proton transmembrane transport. The record is from RefSeq and is a predicted model, not a curated record.